UUAAAAUCAAAAAAAGUUAAUUUUGAAUAAAUGAGAAGUACUUUUGCUUUCAUUCUAAUAUUUGCAACAAUAUUUGGAUUUAUUUCAAAUCAAAGAAUUAGUGUUCCUUUGAAAAUCAAUGACAAGUAAUAAUUAUUCUUUACUGUCAAAUAUGGUGAAAAAUAAUGUUAGGUUGAUUUGAUACCUGCUAUUAACUUCUGUUCUAAUGUUAUAACUGAACCUUCGUAAGUUGCUGAUCAAUGUGGAUCAUUAUAUGUUGGAGAUAAUAAUUUUGCUAAAUCUAGAGACUAUAUUGCCAAAUUUUAGCUUGGGAAUGUCUCAGCAAAUCUUUAAUUCAGUGUACCUAAUGGAUCUUAAUCUAUGUUCUAUGGUGCAUAGGAACUUUGUUUUGGCUUCUAAAGUUAUGCUGAGUAACAAAACACUCUUAUUGAGCUUUUCUAAUCAGGAUAAUUAACCGAAGAAAUAUUUUUUGUUGGACUGAACAAUACUCAAUCUGCUAGUUCUACAGUUGGUUAUCUUGAUAUCGGUGCAGCAAAUGAAUCUUAAAUCAAGAAAGGAUCAAAUUUGAUAUCACUAUAAAGCUCUACAGGAGAAAGCUAGUAUUCUGCCAGCUCAAAUAGAAAUCUCAAUUAUGGUAGCUAGAAAUUAUAGGGUGGAAGUAUAGUUUUCUUCAGUUUAGAUUCUCCUUUCACAUAGUUAUCAAUAUUUGCUUUUUAAGAUUUACUUUCUGCAUUUAGCUAAUAAGGAGUUUAAUACACUUACUUACCUGAUUAAGAUUAUGCUGUAUACUUACCUUCUAUUGAUAAGCUCUAGAAUAUUACUUUAGGAUUAGUUGCAUAGGAUGGUUCUGUUUAUAAUGCUACUCUUGCUCCUUAAUAAUAUACUAAGCUUUUGAGCGAUGGAUAGUAUUAACUUUUGAUCAUACCUUAGUUCUAUACUACUUCUAUCACUUUGGGAUAUCCAGUAUUUGAAUCUUACUAUAUUGGUUUUGAUUUACCUCACAUAUCUAUUCUCAUUGCAGAAAAAGCUUAACAAAAUUCUUUUGAAGCAUGA
This is a messenger RNA of Tetrahymena thermophila SB210, 1053 nucleotides long. RefSeq lists its product as hypothetical. The transcript has a single exon. Lineage: Eukaryota; Ciliophora; Oligohymenophorea; Hymenostomatida; Tetrahymenidae. The record is from RefSeq and is a predicted model, not a curated record.